This is a messenger RNA of Mycosarcoma maydis (corn smut), 459 nucleotides long. RefSeq names its product putative nucleoside diphosphate kinase. The transcript is spliced from 2 exons. The record is from RefSeq and is a predicted model, not a curated record. Gene Ontology annotation, biological process: CTP biosynthetic process; UTP biosynthetic process; GTP biosynthetic process. Lineage: Eukaryota; Fungi; Basidiomycota; Ustilaginomycetes; Ustilaginales. Bases 1 to 459 code for a protein of 152 amino acids. Gene Ontology annotation, molecular function: nucleoside diphosphate kinase activity.
AUGGCUACUGAGCAGACUUACAUUAUGAUCAAGCCCGACGGCGUGCAGCGCGGUAUUGUCGGAGAGAUCAUCAAGCGCUUUGAGAACCGUGGCUACAAGAUUGCAGCGCUCAAGAUGGUGCACGCCUCUGAGGAGCACCUCGAAAAGCACUACAAGGACCUCAAGGGUAAGAAGUUCUUCCCCGGCCUUAUCAAGUACAUGGCUUCCGGCCCCGUCGUCUGCAUCGUCUUCGAAGGCAAGGACGCCGUCAAGACCGGCCGUGUCCUUCUCGGCGCCACCAACCCGCUCGACUCUGCCCCCGGAACCAUCCGUGGCGACUUCGCCAUCGACGUCGGUCGCAACGUCUGCCACGGCUCCGACAGCGUCGAGAGCGCUAAGGCCGAAAUCGCCCUCUGGUUCGGCGAGCAGAACCCCACCAUCCAGUACACCCGCGCCGUCGACUCCUGGAUCUACGAGUAA